AAAAAUUGUAAUUGUUAGUCCUCGAUUGAUUUGGACCUUGAACUUGGCCGUUAACGGCCACUUUUUAUCGAAGCCAACUUGCAACAUAAUAUCUUCUUGUACAUUUAUUGUAGCACAAUAUCUCACUAAUAAAUCCAAAAAUAUAUCUUAUAGAGCCACUUAAUCGAAAAAGGCCAUAAGAGGAGAGCGCGAAUAAAAAUGAAUAAAAAGAAGCCGGAUCGGUUCAAGAAAGCUACACACGUUCACAGGCUUCUUUUGGAUCGGCUGACUGAUUCGCUACUCUCGUUCCCUUUCACGCAGCAUCACACAUCCAAUUUAAUCCUGAUCCCCGCAUCAACGUAUCAAAACAUUUUUUUUCCUUUGCAUCCUUCUCAAUCCGCUGCUUGAUUCUUUCCCCUGACAUGUCUCAAUUAGAUGAAUAAUCAUCACAAUGAUACUAACUACUGAUAAUAAGCGUAUGCGAGGAGGCAUCCACGCGUGUGAACGUGUACAAUACUUUUGUGCGGUUAUAAUAAACACACACGACUAACUUCACUUUUCGAACUCGCCUCAGAGCGAAAAUACACCGAGUGGUGACACAGGGAGAUGAAAAAAAAAACAAAAUCAAUGCUUGACAACAUAUUUCGCUCCGCGCUAUCAACUUCGUAUUUUCUUUUUUUCACUUUCGUUCUCAUCAAAAUAAAAAACCUCUUUACAAGGACAAAAUUUUUUGCGCGUCAUCGCAAGGAGCAUCGGAAAAUGCGGCUCAUCUUUUAAUAGACGGGUUAACGAUCGAUAUCAGUUGACAAAUUUCGCGUCCCUUUUUUUAUAAUUAUUAUUAUUAAUUAACCGAGUACACAAGUUGGCAAUGGACGUGGACGAGCUCAAAGAGAUCGGAGACGAGCAAGACGAUCGGGAUGAUCGAGAUGAUCGGGACGAUCAGUUCGACGAUGAUAGAGCGCGGAUAGACGAAGUUGAUGCUGUCGAGGAAAAUCGGCAAAGUCAGCAGACCGGAGAACCGAGUAAAGCUGAGACAGACGGCAAAAAAGCGCCAAAGACAGACCCGUAAGUUUCGCGAGCAGAAUAGAUGACUAUUUUUUGGUUAAAAACAAUUCAUUCGCGGGGUGAACAAUAAAUUAUACGGACGGUUCAAAUACUGCAUUUUUCCUUGUGAAUAAUCUAGAAUUUAAUCUAGACCAUCGACGACGUCUCAAAAUCCAGAUGCUGCGGAUACAACUCCGACAGAAAAAACCAAAUGGAAAAGCGCUAAUGCCUUUGUAAACUUUGUACAUGAUUUCAAACAGGUAAACAAAGCAUCAGAAAAAAU
This is a messenger RNA of Trichogramma pretiosum, 1306 nucleotides long. RefSeq names its product cation channel sperm-associated protein 2-like. The transcript has a single exon. The record is from RefSeq and is a predicted model, not a curated record. Lineage: Eukaryota; Metazoa; Arthropoda; Insecta; Hymenoptera; Trichogrammatidae. The coding region runs from base 848 to 1048 and encodes 66 amino acids.